AUGACGGUCGCAACUCCGCACCUCAGCUACCGAUGGACGCACUGGCUCGCCUUGGCCUUUGAGAAGGCAGGAGGGAGCCUCCCAUGCCCCGUCUCGUCACAAGGUGCCCACCUCGUCCACCCGCCGCCGACGCCAGCGCUGCGAGAUGCCCCCAUCGAUCCCACUUUCGCCCAGACCCUCACGGACCGACUAAACAAGCUUGUUCGAAGACAGGAGAUCCGCGUCAAUAUGUACGGCGCUACUUUUGCGGAGGAGUGGCCGAUCUCGCGCACGCCGAUGCAGGAGGCGCGUGAGGCCAAGGCGAGGGUGCAGCAGUUUCACGAGCAGCAGCUGCGCCUCGACUCGGAUUCGCCCUCGGAGUCAGAGGAGGAUGUCCCGAAUGUCCGUCCACAGCUGCCAUCGCCGGUCGGUACAGAAGAUGGGGAAGAACGCGUGUCGGCUCAACCAACGGCUCAGUUUGUCAGAUCGUCUCGGGCGCACCCUCCGCUCAAGCGCAAGCGAACGGUUUCGACCCUUCCGACUUCGGCCGAUCGUCGGACCAGUAGACGAUUGAGACCGCGCCGACAGACGUGA
This is a messenger RNA of Ilyonectria robusta, 573 nucleotides long. RefSeq lists its product as uncharacterized. Bases 1 to 573 code for a protein of 190 amino acids. Lineage: Eukaryota; Fungi; Ascomycota; Sordariomycetes; Hypocreales; Nectriaceae. The transcript is spliced from 2 exons. The record is from RefSeq and is a predicted model, not a curated record.